Messenger RNA from Perca fluviatilis (European perch), 4526 nucleotides. RefSeq names its product plakophilin-4-like. The record is from RefSeq and is a predicted model, not a curated record. NCBI's taxonomy places the organism in Eukaryota, Metazoa, Chordata, Actinopteri, Perciformes, Percidae. Gene Ontology annotation, biological process: cell-cell adhesion; cell-cell junction assembly. Gene Ontology annotation, cellular component: plasma membrane; cytoplasm; nucleus. Gene Ontology annotation, molecular function: cadherin binding.
CGAUCGUCUUCUUCUUACCGACUAUGGAGGCGCGUUUCACUCUUCCACAUGCAUGGGACUAAACUACGGGAGUUUAACGAUCAAGUUUCAUGUUCCAAUGUAGAUCCGUGCAGGCAGCGGAACAACAGUUCUCCCAAGGAAGAAUGCCAGCUCCUGAGCAGAGCCCAGUGACGGAGGAGGGGCUUCUGCUGACCAUCCGCGACAGUUCAACUCGCCGCAACAUGGAUGCCGACAACACCGCCAACAACAUCCUGGCGUCCGUCAAAGAACAGGAGCUCCAGUUUGAGCGGCUAACCAGGGAGCUGGAAGUGGAGAGGCAGAUUGUGGCCAAUCAGCUGGAAAGAUGCAGACUCGGGGCGGAGUCGCCAGGCGCUGGUAGCAGCAGCUCGUCUGAGAAGUCCCUGCCUUGGAGAACUGCAGAUGCCUCCGCCUUGGGGGACACCAAGUCUCGGGUGACUGACAGCUCACAGUCGCCCAGCUACCGCAUCAGGACUGAGUCAGAGCAGGUGUCUCUGUACUCCCCGGAGCAGUCCUCCCUCCAUGAAACCUUUUUCUGUCACGCUCUUUCAGGAUCCGCGGUGAAUUCACGAAGCUCAACUCAGAUGAACUCGUACUCAGACAGUGGCUACCAGGAUGCCAGCAGCGGUUACCUCAACAGCCAGAACCUGGGCAAGGCUGAGCUGAGGAUGCAGCAUUCCUUCCCUGGCACCGGAACUGGUACCAUGGGAAGGAAUACCAGGGCCGAAGGCCAGGCUUCAGCCCAGGCUCCAGCAGUCACAGCAGCAGUGCCGGGUCGUGCUAUGCGGAGGGUAAGCUCAGUGCCUUCUCGCUCUCACUCGCCAGCCUAUGCCAGCAGUAUGUCACCCUCCCGCGGCUCCCUGCGUACCUCAGGUGGCAGUGCCUACGGCUCCCCCAUUGUAACUGAACCCAAACCCCUCUCCAGCAUCUUCUCUACAACCUUGCCCUCGGCCCAGCGCACCAGUAACACCGGCGGGGGUGGCAACAGCCCACCCUACUCCACGCAGAAAAACUCCCCCGCUGCGCUGCGACGCAUGGGCUCCACGAACUCUCGCUCAGGCAGUGCCAGCCGUACAACCUCGCCGUAUCAGGCCUCUGCGGGGUCAACAUCAGGCCGCAUGGGCUCGCCUCUGACAAUGGUGGAGAGCAUCAACCCUCCACUGACUAAGCAGCCUACCCACUCGUCGUCUCCAGUAAGGGCUAGUAUGACCGCUGUGCCCCAGCACUACAGCUCUACUCUGCCGCGCUCCAUGCUCCACAACACUGACCCCUAUGGACCCCAGAGUUACGACAUUUACGAGAGGAUGACGCGACCUGACAGCCUCACAGGAAUACGGAGCUCAUACGCCAGUCAACACAGCCAGCUGGGCCAGGACUUAAGGUCAGCCAUGUCCCCAGACCGCCACAUUGCACCAAUCUACGAGGAUCGGACGUUCCAGGGCCCUUUGUACCGUAGCCCCAGCCACACCCAGCAGGGCACCCUCUACAGGAGCACGUCAGGUGUGGGGAGUCUCCAGCGGACACCCAGCCAGCGGAGUACCAUGAUCUACCAAAGAAACAACUAUGCUCUUAACACAGCAGCCACCUAUGCUGAUCCGUAUCGCUCAGCACAGUACCGGCCCUCCGAUCCCAACUGCGCUCGUCAGGCUGUUGUCGUGGAUGAUGGUGCUACCCGCUCACCCUCUAUAGACAGCAUCCAAAAAGAUCCCAGGGAGUUCGCUUGGCGUGACCCAGAGCUGACAGAGGUGAUUCACAUGCUGCAGCACCACUUUCCCUCGGUGCAGGCCAACGCAGCGGCCUUCCUGCAGCACCUGUGCUUUGGCGAUAAUCGAGUUAAGUCUGAGGUGUGUCGACUGGGAGGAAUUAAACAUCUGGUGGACCUGCUAGACCACAAGGUCCUUGAGGUCCAGAAGAACUCUUGUGGUGCUCUGAGGAACCUCGUUUAUGGGAAAGCUAUGGAUGAGAACAAGAUCGCUGUGAGGAACGCAGGAGGUAUCCCAGCUCUGCUCCGCCUGCUGAGAAAAACUGUAGAUGCAGAAGUGCGGGAGCUUGUCACAGGGGUGCUGUGGAACCUGUCGUCAUGUGACGCCGUCAAGAUGACAAUCAUUCGGGACGCCUUAACGACUGUAACCAACACUGUGAUCAUCCCUCACUCUGGAUGGAGCAGCUCCACCUUUGAUGACGACCACAAGCUGAAGUUCCACUCCUCCCUGGUGCUGAGGAACACCACAGGCUGCCUGAGGAACCUGAGUUCAGCUGGUGAGGAGGCCAGAAAACAGAUGCGGGUUUGUGAGGGCCUGGUUGACUCACUACUCUACGUCAUCAAAGCCUGUGUUAACACCUCUGACUUCGACAGCAAGAUUGUGGAGAACUGUAUUUGCACUCUAAGGAACCUGUCAUAUCGUCUGGAGCUGGAGCUGCCGCCAUCCCGGCAGAUAGGGGGGGAGGAGCUAGACGGCUUACUAGAGAAGGAGUCGCCCAGAAAAGAGGGGGGGGGGGGGGGGAGAAAAAAAAAAAAGAGCUUGCAGGAAGACACCUGGGACGGUGUGGGACCCAUCCCCGGCUUCUCCAAGUCUCCCAAGGGGGCAGAGAUGCUAUGGCACCCCUCGGUGGUUAAGCCUUACUUGACACUGCUGGCUGAGAGCUCAAAUCCUGCCACUCUCGAGGGCGCCGCUGGGUCACUUCAGAACCUGUCAGCCGGCAACUGGAAGUUUGCAGCAUACAUUCGUGCAGCAGUGCGUAAGGAAAAGGGUCUGCCCAUCCUAGUGGAGCUGCUGCGGAUGGAUAACGACAGGGUGGUGUGUUCAGUUGCCACUGCUCUGAGAAACAUGGCGCUGGAUGUCAGGAACAAGGAGCUCAUAGGGAAGUAUGCGAUGAGGGACCUGGUCAAUCGUCUCCCCGGGGGAAACACCACCCUGCUGUCAGACGAGACGGUGGCGGCCAUCUGUUGCACCCUGCACGAGGUCACCAGCAAAAACAUGGAGAACGCCAAGGCCUUGGCUGACACGGGCGGCAUUGAGAAGCUGGUCAACAUCACCAAGGGCAGAGGAGACAGGUACUCUAUGAAGGUGGUAAAAGCAGCUGCUCAAGUGCUGAACACACUGUGGCAGUACCGGGAUCUGCGAACCAUCUAUAAGAAAGAUGGAUGGAGCCAAAACCAUUUCCUCACUCCAGUGUCAACACUUGAACGGGACAGGUUUAAGUCCCAGCCCACCCUCCCCACCAGCACCAUUCAGAUGUCCCCAGUCAACCACCCUGCUGUCAGUGCCACGUCGUCUCCUGCCAUGCUGGGCAUCAAAGAGCAUAGAGACACUAUCAGAGAUUACCAGAGAGCACAGUCAACUAUGCAAUUUUAUAAUUACCAAGGGGACAACAGUAUCCAUAAAAAGCAGUAUACAGGGUCUGGAAAACCUUCUCCAUAUUAUUACUCAUCCCCCACAAGAGAGGAGCCCCGAAGAACACAGCCUGUGUAUUAUACAGAGGAGCCUGGCAGGAGGAACUACGACACGUACAGAAUGUACCUGCAGCAUCCCCACGGCUACGACGACCCUUACUUGGAGGAGGUCAUCACCUACCCGCCCACAGUCGACUACAGCUCCCAGCCUCACGGACUGAAAUCAACCACCAACUAUGUGGACUUUUACGCUAGCACGCGGAGGCCGUCCUACAGGGCGGAGCAGUACCCUGGCUCUCCUGACUCCUGGGUAUAGGCCUGGAGCCACUCCUGAGGGGCGUCUCCUCCCCUCAGCCGAGGCGAGGAGCCCGGGGAGCACACAAGAACCGACAAAAAAAAAAAUAACGUUUUCAUGAACUUGGCUUCAUAAGUGUGUUUGUUUUAAAGUGAAUGCCUGUGUGUGUGAAGGAUGAAUUCAACUGAGCGAUAGCAGAUGGAAAGAUGGAAUGUGUGCCAAAGAAGGAAAUCAAGGAAUGUUUUUGUUUUUUUAAUAUUAUUUUUAAAUUUAGUAGAGGAAGAUGGAAUCAUGCUGGGGAUCUGUUGAGGGACGGGACCAUACGCUACAGCGAGGAGACGUGCGUCCUGCUCUGUCUAGAUGUUAGUUUUAUUUUCUUUAUGAAACUCUUAGCUGUGAUAGCAUGGUGAAAGGUGCGAGUCAUGUGAGCGAGGGUCGGUGGUAAGAGUCAAGAUGGGGAAUGUGUAUGUGCUGAAGCCAAAAUGGAUCAUGGACUCAUAUUCGUUAAAAAAAUGAAUAAAUAAAUAAUAGUAAACUAAUGAUGUUAGAUUGUACAGAGGGAUCAAAUUGUAUCUGUACUUUAUGUUGAAGCUGUGUAAUGCCAUGGAGUCUUGUACAUUUAUUUCAUUUUAUUGUAAAUACUGAAAAAAAAAAAACAUGUUACCUGGUUUACACUCAUCAGCACUGGUUUAAAAAAAAAAAGAAACGUGCCAUGUCAAAUCUCUAUAGAUAUAUAAAUAUAUGAAGAAAUAUGUGGACAAAGAUGGCAUCAUAACACAACCAUGCUAAAAUAAUAAAAGGUCAGUUUUGUUUUUUAAA